Symbiodinium natans is the source of this 1083-nucleotide messenger RNA. NCBI's taxonomy places the organism in Eukaryota, Dinophyceae, Suessiales, Symbiodiniaceae. The record is from the annotation of a GenBank genome assembly.
AUGGCACUUCGAUCGCUUCGACUUGCUGCAUCCGUGCGCCAUGUGCGCCUCCAUCGACUUGGCCUGCGCCACUGGUCAGCUUUCACCUGGCUCAGCCAGGGCUUGACGGAGACGGUGACCGCGAAGGGCCGCUUGAGGCCAAACCUCCACCGGCUCCCGGAGGACCAGUGGCUCCUCUUUGAAGGAGCUGCUGGGAGCCAGCACCUCCAAAGGAAGGAGGAGACUUUCGCGUCGCCAGAAAGGGAGAAGUAUCUGCUCCACACCCCUUCUUCGGCUGGAGCCCAGGCAGAGGUAUUAGAUAUGCUGCUCGAGUACUUGCCCAAAAGGUAUCCCCAACACUUCUGCGUCUCUGCAGUCUCUGCAGCGUGCGAUGGCUCUGCUAAAUUUGGGCCAGACACCACGGUGACUGUGUCCGCCUGUGACUGGCACAUGCAGUACAGGGUCGGAGACUUUUCUGAGUGCCCGAUUGAGCUGGCAUCUCGCCUUGUCUGUGAGGAUCUCGUGAUUCUCCAGGACGGAGUGGUUUGUGCUGGAUCGGUAAUGUUCAGCUUCAGCCGUUUCCAUGACCGGUUUGGAAUGGACAUGAACGAAAUACAUGCCAAAGUUCCGCAGUAUGGGUCGGACUUGGAGAAGCCAGUAAAUAGAAUAUUUUCAUCGCUGUCGCCGGAUCGCCCGCUCUGUCGCAGCAACUGGAACAUCUCAUGGAGCGACGACAUAAUGGCAGUCUACAGCCGCUAUCCGCACAGAAACCCUGGAAUGUCAGCAGAGGAGCGGGAUGCUUGCUUGACGAGCCUGCGGCACGCUGCGCAUUCACAUGGGCUUGCAGACAGCGCGUGGCUGAAGGUAGAAUACCAAACGUUGAGGCGUCUAGUGGCAAACCCAUCCUGCAUCCUGUUUACGAUUCGCACCUUUCUCAACUCCUUCGCCGAACUUCCCAAUGAGCCGGCUGCGGCAAGGUCUCUGCUGUUGAAUCUGCAGCAGUUGGAAGGCAGAGACUUUAGCAAAUACCUCGGCAUCGAUGACCCGGGCAUUUACAUGUUGGUCAAAUCGUUUGUGGAAGACGCAAGCUCUUCCACUUCUUGA